Durusdinium trenchii is the source of this 1647-nucleotide messenger RNA. NCBI's taxonomy places the organism in Eukaryota, Dinophyceae, Suessiales, Symbiodiniaceae. The record is from the annotation of a GenBank genome assembly.
AUGUCCAUAGCCUGUCUACCAGGUCCAUGUUCGCACCAGCAGCGAUCUCAGAAGGGUCCGAACCGGGGUCGGUCGCAGCCCAUGGCCAUGUUUGAGCGGGAACCCGAUCCUCGCAGCGUGACGGUCACACAGAUCACCUCGGGAGCCGACGCAGAGGACGAGCGGGUGCUCUCGGCCGCCUUUGCAGAACUGGCCGCCGAGGCCUCGGAGAUCGAGCGCACCGCGAUCGCCUUGGACCGUGCAGAGGAGACGGAGCAGGCCUUGUCCGUGUACCGGCAAGCGGCGGAGCGGAUGGCGAAGGCCGCCGCUCUGUGCCCGGAAGGCAACCCGGACCGUGCCAUGUUGGUCAAGCAUGCCGGGGAGAUCUACGGCCGCGUCGUGUACCUCGAGAGCUUGGGUGAAGGCGCCCUCGCCACCGUGCCACCCGAGGCGCACAUUGGCAGUGACAGCUUGGUCUUGGGCCACGGUGUGGAAAGACAGGACGCCGAUGGCUUCCAGGUCCUGCGUGACCCACGGGGGCGAAGCGAGGGCUCCUCGCCCAACUGGCGGCAGAAGGCCGUCUCCGCCGCUGCAGUGAGUGGCGCUGCUGGGUUACUGGUGCUUCAUGCGCCUGUGUGUGCACUUGGCUUGGCGGCGGGCGCGGCCUACGCCACGACUCGCCAGGACAGCGCGGGGGAGGCCGCCAGAUCCAUGGGCUGCAUGGGGAUUCAGGCGGCGGAGCACGUGAAGCAGGUGGCGCAUCAGCACCGCGUGGCCGACCGCGCCUCCGAGGCCUUGAGCGGCGUCCGCUCCCUGGACGAGCGCUGGCGGGUGUCCGAACGGACCCAGGCCUUCGCGAGCAGCAGCGUGAGCACCUUGAGAGAUCUCGACCAGCGUCACCAGGUCACCAGCAGCGUGGCUUCGGGCGCGCGACGGGCCUCGGCGAAGUUGGUGGAAGCGGUGACCCCGGCGGUUGGCUGGGCCACUGGGACGCAAGGGUGGGAAGUCGCCUCAGCCGACGAUGAGGUCGAGAACGGGGUCGCCGCACCGACAAGUCGAGAGGUCAACCAUCAACCAAGGUCGGUCAAGCAAGGCCACGACCGCUCCGAUGGUGGGCUGCUGACCGCGGUGCUUGAAAUGGCCUUUGCCGGACGCAAGGGCAUCGAGCUGAAGCUGGACGACGCAGGCCCUGGCACCUACAUGGAGAAGCUCUUCAGCGAAGCGCCUGGCCUGGUCUACGAGGUGCGGCGUGCCGACCUGGCGGCCGUGGCGCGGAUCUUCGAGUCCGAAGGCGUCAGCGUCCAAGAGAUUGGCUCGACACGAAAGGAUCUAAAGGCGGUGGUCCAUGUGGGCAAGGAAUGCGUUCUGGACGCGGACGUCGCCUCCUUGCACUGCAUCUGGGAGGCCACGAGCUUUCAGUUGGAGCGACAGCAGUGCUACGUGCCCUGUGUGGAGCAGGAAGAAGCGGGCUUCAAAAACAGGCGGGUGCCUCCCUACAAGCUCAGCUACACGCCCGAGCCGACCGCGGACGCGGUGCUCAGCUCGGGCAGGAAGCACCGUGUGGCGAUCGUCCGACAAGAAGGUUCCAAUGGUGAUCGCGAGAUGGCGGUGGCUGGUCUGGAAGUGGCCGGUGGCGAGCUGGAGGGGAUUUGGACACAGGGCAUGUGA